AAACGGUGAAACCUGGACGCUUAGUAGGCCUUGGAAUAAGAUUCGCAUUCAUUUUCAUUAUCAUUGUCGUUCGGGUUCACAGUAUCCCAGUUGAAUCGGUGAUUUCGUCGUUAACACAUCUAACAAAAUUCCAGUCCUCGUUUUUUGUAGUAGAGACAUGAAAAAAUAAUAAAAUUUUGGUGUUUUUUUUUUGUGAAUUUUAUUUCUAAAAAAAAAAAGCCGGCACACAUAUACUUGACUACACAAGAAGUUCUUCACCUUGUCAUCGCAGCACACCGAUAUUGCCGUCAAAUUUGAAAGAAAAAAACCAAAACACAUCCAAUAUGAAUAAAGCGGAUUCAAACUCCCGUCAGGGAUCGUACAAAUCCAACACCAUCAACACUCAGGACUCGCGCAUGCGUCGCCAUGAGGUGACCAUAGAACUGCGCAAGUCGAAGAAGGAGGAUCAGAUGUUCAAGCGGCGAAACAUCAACGACGAGGAUCUCACCUCGCCCCUCAAGGAGCUGAAUGGGCAGUCCCCGGUACAGCUAUCGGUGGACGAGAUCGUGGCGGCGAUGAACAGCGAGGACCAGGAACGCCAGUUCCUGGGCAUGCAGUCCGCCCGCAAGAUGCUCAGCCGCGAGCGCAACCCGCCCAUUGAUCUGAUGAUUGGACAUGGCAUCGUUCCCAUUUGCAUUCGCUUUCUACAGAACACCACCAACACCAUGUUGCAGUUCGAGGCCGCCUGGGCUCUCACCAACAUUGCCUCCGGCACCUCCGACCAGACCCGCUGUGUCAUAGAGCACAACGCCGUACCGCACUUCGUAGCUCUGCUCCAGUCGAAGUCGAUCAAUCUGGCCGAGCAGGCGGUCUGGGCUCUGGGAAAUAUUGCCGGCGACGGCGCCAGUGCCCGCGACAUUGUUAUCCAUCACAACGUGAUCGAUGGCAUUCUGCCACUGAUCAACAACGAGACUCCACUCUCUUUUCUGCGCAACAUCGUCUGGUUGAUGUCGAAUCUGUGCCGCAACAAGAACCCGUCGCCGCCGUUUGAGCAGGUGCGGCGUCUGUUGCCAGUCCUAUCGCAACUGUUGCUCAGCCAGGACAUCCAGGUGCUGGCCGACGCCUGCUGGGCCCUGUCCUAUGUCACCGACGAUGACAACAACAAGAUCCAGGCAGUGGUCGACUCUGAUGCCGUGCCACGCCUGGUGAAGCUACUUCAAAUGGAUGAACCAAGCAUCAUAGUCCCAGCUCUUCGUAGUGUGGGCAACAUUGUGACUGGAACAGAUCAACAGACUGAUGUGGUUAUUGCCGCCGGAGGAUUACCCAGACUGGGUCUUCUCUUGCAACACAACAAGAGCAACAUUGUCAAGGAGGCAGCCUGGACAGUCAGCAACAUCACGGCUGGCAAUCAAAAGCAGAUUCAGGCCGUCAUCCAGGCUGGCAUCUUCCAGCAGCUGCGCCAUGUGCUGGAGAAGGGCGACUUCAAGGCCCAAAAGGAAGCGGCUUGGGCUGUGACCAACACCACCACAUCUGGCACUCCCGAGCAGAUUGUGGAUUUGAUUGAAAAGUUUAAAAUCCUUAAGCCAUUCAUUGAUUUACUGGACGCCAAGGAUCCGCGCACCAUCAAGGUGGUCCAGACCGGUCUCUCCAAUCUUUUCGCUCUGGCCGAGAAGCUGGGCGGAACCGAGAACCUGUGCCUAAUGGUCGAAGAGAUGGGCGGCCUGGACAAGCUGGAGGCGUUGCAACAGCAUGAGAACGAAGAGGUCUACAAGAAGGCCUAUGCCAUAAUAGACACCUACUUCAGUAACGGCGACGACGCGGUUGAGCAGGAGCUGGCCCCCCAGGAGGUUAACGGGGCCCUCGAAUUCAGCACCACCCAGCCCAAGGCCCCCGAGGGUGGCUAUACCUUCUAGGCUGCUUACACCUUCGGACCCCACUCACCUCGCUCUAUUGCCUGGUACACACUUACACACAUCCUUGCACUCAUACCAUACCCUUCCACUCGCAUGUUCAAAUCCCUGACCAUAACUGCGACCGCGCUACCACAAGUUUAAUAUUUAGUCACUAACUAUGCCAUUGUCAUCGAAAACGGGGCCAGCAUAGACACUAAAAACCCGCACACUUUCGUACACUUGGAGGCAUGCAUGGCUAGACACAGGCUGAUGCAUUUGCUUAGAUAAUAUUUACCACUUCACCUUAGAUCACUGACUGCGUCGGGUCAGAAAAGAUAUUCCUAAACUCGAAACUCGUUAAUCCCACCCCACCGUUGCACGAAUCGUUCAGUUUACACUAAACCGGCCAACCGCUACUGUGGCUACAUUUCACGUGUGAUAAAUUUCGGGCUAUGCCACGCAGCACGGAUAUAUGGAGUACUUUAUUUACCUCGUUUCAACUGCAACCAACCCCGGCAGCUGUGCUGUGCGGGGAAUGGUUGCCUACUCCAUGAUCCGUAUGUGCUGGCAUCCAGCCCCCUUGUAUGUGUGUGCUAGGCUUUUUUUCAUUGAAAUCUUUUAGAGCACAAUUUGGUUAUAUUUUAGGCUGUUAGCAAUUAUUUAUGUAUACUACACAGGUACUGAUUUUAAUCCUCCACCUCACGCAAGCAUUACAACAACCACCAACACAAACCCAUCAAAUCAGUUGGGUCCUCAUCCUCGUAUCGUAAUAUAAUGUUCAAUAAAUAAUGAAUUGUUUGAAUGAUUUAA
This is a messenger RNA of Drosophila bipectinata, 2681 nucleotides long. It is a transcript of the gene Pen, whose product is annotated as karyopherin subunit alpha. Lineage: Eukaryota; Metazoa; Arthropoda; Insecta; Diptera; Drosophilidae. Gene Ontology annotation, cellular component: cytoplasm; nucleus. Gene Ontology annotation, molecular function: protein binding; nuclear import signal receptor activity. Gene Ontology annotation, biological process: NLS-bearing protein import into nucleus. The record is from RefSeq and is a predicted model, not a curated record.